ACUCGUUGAUGAAUGAUAAUGAAAAAGAAAGAAAAGGAAAGCAUAUAAUAAAAAAAAUACAUAGAAAACAAAUAACAAAACUAACAAAACAUCCAUAACUUCCCGAGAUCCCAUAUAAGCUAUACAAAAUAUGUCCAUGCCUCCUUCCCAGCUGUAGUUCUGUCUUAGGUUAUUAACGUUAGUACAUGGAAUGGAGGAAAAAUGAUCUGUAAGUGAAUAAGAACGCCAUAAUUGACCCCAGUGACCCCGUGUUGUUGUGCGCCGUUGCUACGGGGGAAACAAUGGCAUCCCUCUCCUCUGCCUCCUGUCACUCGCUCCUAAUACCAGACAGUCCCCUAAAACACUGAAGAAAAAGAAGGAGAAGAACCAGCCUCCUGAAACACUGAGGAAGAAGACAUAAGGCAAUACGUAUAUAUGAGGGGAGCAACGCCUCUCAUGGGUCGAAGGGGCAGCUAUGAUGACUCCGCUCUGUGCUGUUGUGAGUACAUCAAUGAGGACAAGGAGCGCUCACACCUGCUGGCCACCCUCUGCAACUGUGAGGCCAUUGAUGAGGCAUUUGAGAGGUGAUUCACUUGGUCCACCUAAUUGUAUCCGGGUGAAAGUAUGCUGAAAAUUACAUACGACUUUUCACAAGACAGUCCAUUGAGAAACAAAAUCUUGCUAGGAUAAUGGACACAAUCAGCGACCGCUUGAGGAUACCUUGGCCUGGAGGGGCAAAGAAGGUGCCACUGGAUGUUGCGGCCGCUCUGUGCUGUGUGUCCUUCACUAUCUUUCUGGGGAGCUUCUCAUGGACCCUUACCAUCGUGAAUUACAGCGUUAUCCUGCCGUCCAUCCUGCUUGUCACUCAUCACUCCAUCAAGAGGAAGGUUGUGGACAGCUCUCAGAUAUACAAAACAGACAAAUCAUCGCCAAAAAAGAAUCCAAGAUCACGGUUCUAUUUUUCUUGGCUCGUUGUGUCCAUCAUGUCUCUUCUCUUUAUAUACUACACUCAGGUCAUCGCUGAGCUUAAAAUCAGCUCACUGGAGAACCUUGUCUUCUUGGUGCUGGUCUGUGUCUCCUGCACCUGCAUGUACCUUGUCCGAGCCACCACCUGUGCCGGCUUUGAGUCCAGGAGCAAGGCAGGUGGUGAGGAGUGUGAGAUAUUUGAGUCAGGGGAGUGGAGGAUUUGUGGACGGUGCCAGCAACAGGUGCCACGUCAGGCCUCCCACUGCCACACCUGCGACACAUGCUACCUCCUGCGGGACCACCAUUGUGUGUGGCUGGACACGUGCAUCAGCUGUGUGAACGACCGCUGGUUUGUGGUCGGGCUCACCUUUGGCUUGAUGGCCUUGUGUUACGGCGCCCAGCUGAGCCUCACCACCGUGUGCCACCCGCAGCUCCUUGAUGUCUACUUCACCACCGUCCUUGUUCCUCACACCUGCAUGGAUGCCUUCAUGGACUCUAGAUAUAGUUUGUCAACAUCCGCGGCCUGCUACAGCAUCUUCCUGUCUGUGUUUGUGAGUGUGGCGUUGCUGCAGCAGGUGGUGUGUGUGCUGUGGGGAGUCAAGCUGAGGGAGUUCAGGUACAGACACUCAAAGGCCAUGGCAGGCGGUUGGUCCUUCAAGCAACCUUUUGAAAACUGCGUACACUUUUGGUGGAGAAGUUAAGGUUAAGAUCGUGUGCUAUACUUAAAGCAUCUUUCUGAACUUGCCACGGUUUUCUAGGUUUUAUACAUUUCGUGUUUUCGCUAAAUUUUUUAAUUGUACGUGAUUAAUUAAUUGUGUUCAUGUGCUGUGUUAUCUAUUUUUUUGUGCCGUCCUGGAGCGAAAAUGUGUGUGAAUUGUGCCCGGAAUACUUUACUAAACUUGUCAAUGUAUUAUAGUAUUUACAUUUUUCUCACAGUGGUUUGUAAGAUGCUCUCAUUAUUCACAGUUAAUUUAGCGAAUGUUUUUUCCAUUUGGUGCGUUAUUUAUUUUUACACACAGCAUUUAAGUGAAGAUCUGUGAAUUAUGGUUAUGAGUGCGAUGACGCUGAUCAUGAAGUAAAAGUACACCACCCGGCUAGUUGUAUUGGAAAGGUAAUCUCCAUAAAAUAUUAGUAUCACUCAGGAAGAUUUAGGUCAGGCACAUUGUUCUCAUAGUAUUAUGGGUAAUCUCAUAAAAAUGCAUGGACACUUCUAUCGGUAAUGUGAGUCACUUUAUUAAUGUACUUGAAAUUAUGAGUGUUGGAAUGGGACGGAACACUCGUUAUGUUAUCUGGUUGAUUUGUAUGGCCAUAUUUAUCCUGGAGUUUGAUAGGAAUGUAAAUGGGGAAACAAUUGUUGCGAGUGAAAUUAUAUGUGCUUUUAUGCUCUUUUAAAAGGCACGUGAUAAAAACAUAUUUGUACUGUUUCCAUCCACACAUAUCACCGUCAUUACUAUCAACACCAUUAUUAUCAUUAUAGGGUUUCUCACAAUGGUUAAGUUGGAAUGUUCAGUGAGGGGAAGCCUUCAGGGUGAAAUAAUUACUUCAGGAACAUCAUGUGACAGAAGGUUGAGAAUGACAAUCUGAUUUUAAGAUUUGUCAUAGUUUGAUUGUUAGAUAGAUAUUAUACUGUCAUCGGUCUAGCUUCUGUGUUGAACCAAGGCCUCUUCCACUCAGGUGUACUGUUACUAAUUAUUGUGAGCUUUGUGUAUCCUGAGUCUUCUAGGGGGCUGGGUAGAGGAGCAAAAGUUCAAACUUAUUUUGACAAUCAGGUUUAUAUGGUGUAGCUGCAUCACUGUUUAGUACAAGUUCCUCUGUCUUAAGUCACUUAGUGAAUGAUGGGUUGUUCUGUGAAUAUAAAACUGUCCAGUGAAAAAAGACCGAUGUGUUCGCUGAUAAGAUCUGUUCGAAGCUAUGGCAUCAUGAUAUAUAUAUUUAGAAUCAUUUAGAAUUAGAACAAAAUAUAUAAAGUUUCAUAUGGAGUCUAUGGCAACUGUGUAAAACUGCUUUCAUGUUUCUCACAAAAGUUGUCCAAGCUCUCUUAGAAAUUUAGAAACAAUAUGAUGUGGAGGAUGUAUCACGUAAUAUGAUAUUUUUUAUAUUUUCAUGUGCCUUAAUAUACAGCACAUUUCAUACACAGUUUUAUCUCCACGCUGCUACUUAACCUGGUAGCAGCGACGGGCCAAAUUUGUGGCUUUACCAUGUAGCAGCGACGGGCCAAAUUUGUGCCAUGAUAUAAACCCCCCAAAAUAGAUGAUACAUAAUCUGAUCACAAAUGCUUUGAUAUAUAUUAUGAAAUGGUUUGUGUGAGGGGUGAUUUUUUCUCAUUUUUCUCGCUUAGAAGGACCAUUAAGAAAUAUGAUCCCCGCUGCUACCGGGUUAAGUCUUAUGAUUUAGAUAAACCUUUAACCACUAGACUUGUGAUUGUGAUGUUUGUCUGCACUGUGUAUGGUGGAAGGAGUGUCUUAACAUUUGCUGGACUGAUUUUCCAUAAGAUGUUUAACCUAGAUUGUACUUUUUUCACUAUCAACAUCACUUACCUUGCUGCUCUGUUAUGAGUUGCAUCAGCUUAUGUUCUGCCUUACAAAAUAGCAGAGUUUUUAUGUGGUCAGCACAGUGUGAUCUGCGGUGUACCUGAAAGAAAAAAAAAAGGUGUCAUUAUAGUAGAUCUAUGUUAGGAAACAACAGCAAAAUAAAUGUGAUAAAAUAGUAUAUAAAGAGACAUCUAUAUAUUUGAGUAUUGCCAGUCAGGCCUUGUUGUGGCCAUUGAGACACCAAAGAACAGGGGACAGGAACAACAGAAGGGCAAGGGGACGGGAACAACAGAAGGGCCAGGGGACGGGAACAACAGAAGGGCAAGGGGACGGGAACAACAGAAGGGCAAGGGGGCAGGAACAACAGAAGGGCAAGGGGACGGGAACAACAGAAGGGCAAGGGGACGGGAACAACAGAAGGGCAAGGGGACGGGAACAACAGAAGGGCAAGGGGGCAGGAACAACAGAAGGACAAGGGGCAGUGUACGGUGAGCUCUUAGCAUCAGAGCCACUGAUAGGUGAGUUUGGCCCCGGGUUGUUAGUCUCAGAUGCCUCCACCUCUCAUGUCAACUAUUUCCAAAGGCUGUAAAGGAGAUUAUUGGGAUUGCAUGAGUGCUUCUUCACGUUACAGAAGAAGGGUCAAACUACCACCAGGGUCAUUAAACUACCCAUGAAAAUGCCCAAUACCCCCUUCAAAAACCUUGUCAAAUAUGAGUGUGUGAGCAGCGAAGUGUUUGAGAAUAUGGUCCAUGGUCUCUCUGGACACCAUAUUGUCCCUAUUCCACUCAGACUCACUUCCUUCUGCCCGGUGCUUCUGCCCCAACACAAGUUAACACAAAGAUAAAAAUGAUAGUGUUUGAAAUUCCAUUAGCUUGUACUGAGGCAGGAGCGCUGGGUAGGAAGUAGUGAGCAUGAACGCCACAGAUGGAAGAUAGCAAGUGGCCUAACUCUCUCUAUCUACAGCUUUGCCUCACACUGGCCGCCCGCCUGUACUGGUUGUGGAGGGUAAAAUAACCGGUGGUGAGAUGUGAUAAUUUACACCCAAAGAUUCUAUAACUGAAAAUAUAUCUUUUCACUGAUUCCUUU
Messenger RNA from Eriocheir sinensis (Chinese mitten crab), 4562 nucleotides. RefSeq names its product palmitoyltransferase ZDHHC23-like (gene GABPI). NCBI's taxonomy places the organism in Eukaryota, Metazoa, Arthropoda, Malacostraca, Decapoda, Varunidae. The transcript is spliced from 5 exons. The record is from RefSeq and is a predicted model, not a curated record. The coding region runs from base 669 to 1646 and encodes 325 amino acids. Gene Ontology annotation, molecular function: palmitoyltransferase activity.